GCUCCCCGGACCCUCUGGAUGCCCGCCCAAUAGUCGCUUCUGUGUGUUACAGUGAGAUAAAGUGGUCUCAGUGCGUCCUAGACCUGGCCCGAGAGCCAGGACUUUGAUUCCCGAAGGCCCUCUUCCCAGCCUAGGCCCGGCCCCGCAAACCCAUUGGGCGGUCCCCCCGCGCCGCCACGCCUUCUGAGAAAUGUAGUGUGACUCCCUGGACGCCCUGGUCCAGAGUCGGCUGCAGGAAUACAACUCCCAGAAGCUCCAGCGCAGCGGCGUCUCAACGUCCCGGGCUCCCCCGUCGCUCUCUCGCGUUGGUCGGUCGGUCGCGCCACAGGGUCUUCUGGUAAAUGUAGUCUGACUCUCUGUGCGCUCAGGAGGAGGGCUCCGGCAGCGGCGCACACGUGUUGGUCGGCAAGCUGCGCCGCGGGUUUCCUGGUCUUGGUGGUUUCCCCGGAGGGCGCUCUGGGCCGAGGUCUCCGGAGUCCGCGGUCUGGGGACGGAGUAACCGUCGGGAGAGCUGCGGGGUCCGGCCGGCCGGGGCCUGGGGCGGACGGUGUCGGGAGCUGACGGGACCCGAGAACCGUGGCCCUGGCCCCUCCCUGUGUGCAGAGACUCCGGGGUGGGCGUUGCGGGUCGGACCUGACCGCCGUCGAGGUUUGUUACUCGCCUUUCCCAGCUCUGACUCGGUCGAGAGCUCGGAGUCGGAAGAGAUGACGGCCACGGGGCUCUUGGCUGCCUGCCUCCCGUGUCUUGGAUCUCCAAACCAGCUAUCGUGGCCCAGCUAGAACUCGGAGUAGAGCCAUGGAUAAUGGACAGAGGACUCUCCCAAGGUUCCUGCCCAGGUGGGUAUUGCAGUUGCUUUCAGUAAUCACCCAAAUCCACUGCUCCUGGGCAAGCUCCUGGUGGAUUAAUCCUGCAGGAUGGCAGCCAUCAACCCGUGGGCUUCGUGGGGUAUCUUUACGGACCAGUCCUGGGGGAUGGCGGCUGUUGACCCGUGGGCCUCCUGGGCUCUGUGUCCUCAGGACUCUACCUGGUGCGUGGAGAAGACCCCUGAGGAGAGAAGGAGGGCCCCCAGGCUUCCGACAGCCCAGGCCCAGGAACCAGUGACCUUCAAGGAUGUGGCUGUGGACUUCACCCAAGAGGAAUGGGGGCAGCUGGACCCUGUUCAGAGGACCCUGUACCGUGAUGUGAUGCUGGAGACCUAUGGGCAUCUGCUCUCUGUGGGGAAUAAGAUCGCCAAGCCUGAGGUCAUCUCCCUGUUGGAGCAAGGAGAAGAACCGUGGUCGGUGGAGCAGGCAUAUCCUCCUCAAGGCACUUGUCCAGAAUGGGUGAGAAAUCUUGAAAGCAAAGCAUUGAUCCCAACACAGAGCAUUCUUGAGGAGGAACAGUCCCAUAGCAUGAAGUUGGAGAGAUACAUAUGGGAUGAUCCUUGGUUCUCCAGGUUAGAAGUUUUGGGAUGUAAAGACCAAUUAGAAAUGUAUCACAUGAACCAGAGUACAGCUAUGAGGCAAAUGGUCUUCAUGCAAAAGCAAGUACUGUCUCAAAGAGGCGCUGAGUUCUGUGAACUUGGGGCAGGGUGUAGCCAGAGACUAAGCAUUGUUCCAUCUCAGAAAGUUUCUCAAAUAGAACAUUUCUAUAAGCCUGAUACAAAUGCUGAAAGUUGGAGAUGUAACUCAGCCAUAAUGUAUGCAGAUAAGAUUACCUGUGAAAAUAAUGAGUAUGACAAAGCCUUCUACCACUCCAUGCAACCUGUUCACCCUGCAAGGGUGCAAACUGGAGAUAAUCUUUUCAAAUGUACUGAUGCUGUUAAAUCUUUCAAUCAUAUACUGCAUUUUGGUGAUCAUAUGGGAAUGCAUACAGGAGAAAAACUAUAUGAAUAUAAGGAAUGCCAUCAAAUCUUUAACCAGAGCCCAUCAUUUAGUGAACAUCCAGGACUUCAUAUUGGAGGAAACCAGUAUGAUUACAAAGAAUAUGAGAAUAUCUUUUACUUUUCAUCCUUUAUGGAACAUCAAAAAAUUGGUACUGUAGAGAAAGCAUAUAAAUACAAUGAAUGGGAGAAAGUCUUUGGGUAUGACUCAUUCCUUACACAGCAUACAAGCACUUACACUGCAGAGAAACCCUACGAAUAUAAUGAAUGUGGGACGUCUUUUAUCUGGAGCUCUUACCUUAUCCAACAUAAGAAAACUCAUACUGGAGAGAAACCCUAUGAAUGUGAUAAAUGUGGAAAAGUUUUUAGGAAUCGUUCAGCCCUUACUAAACAUGAACGGACUCACACUGGAAUCAAACCCUAUGAAUGUAAUAAAUGUGGAAAAGCCUUCAGCUGGAAUUCUCAUCUUAUUGUACACAAGAGAAUUCAUACGGGAGAGAAACCUUAUGUAUGUAAUGAAUGUGGGAAGUCUUUCAACUGGAACUCCCAUCUUAUUGGACAUCAGAGAACUCAUACUGGAGAGAAACCUUUUGAAUGUACUGAAUGUGGGAAAUCUUUCAGCUGGAGCUCCCAUCUUAUUGCCCACAUGAGAAUGCAUACUGGAGAGAAGCCCUUUAAAUGUGAUGAAUGUGAAAAAGCUUUUAGGGAUUACUCAGCCCUUAGUAAACAUGAAAGAACACACUCUGGAGCAAAACCAUAUAAAUGUACUGAAUGUGGAAAAUCCUUCAGCUGGAGCUCCCACCUUAUUGCCCAUCAGAGAACUCACACAGGAGAGAAACCCUAUAACUGUCAGGAAUGUGGCAAAGCAUUCAGAGAACGUUCAGCCCUCACUAAACAUGAAAUAAUUCAUUCUGGAAUUAAGCCCUAUGAAUGUAAUAAAUGUGGAAAAUCAUGCAGCCAGAUGGCUCACCUUGUUAGACAUCAAAGGACUCAUACUGGAGAGAAGCCCUAUGAGUGCAAUAAAUGUGGAAAAUCCUUCAGCCAGAGUUGCCACCUUGUUGCCCAUCGGAGAAUCCACACUGGUGAGAAACCCUACAAAUGUAAUCAAUGUGAAAGAUCCUUUAACUGUAGCUCUCAUCUUAUUGCACACAGGAGAACUCAUACUGGAGAGAAACCAUAUAGAUGUAAUGAAUGUGGGAAAGCAUUUAAUGAGAGUUCUUCCCUUAUUGUACAUCUGAGAAACCAUACUGGAGAAAAACCCUACAAAUGUAAUCAUUGUGAGAAAGCUUUCUGUAAGAAUUCUUCUCUUAUUAUUCAUCAGAGAAUGCAUAGUGGAGAGAAACGCUUUAUAUGCACUGACUGUGGAAAAGCCUUUAGUGGUCACUCAGCCCUACUUCAACACCAGAGAAAUCAUAGUGAAGAGAAACUCUGUGAAUUGAAUUGAUGAGAGAUUUUUCUUUUAUUGUACAUUUGAUAACACAUUGAAAAAAAACCUAUAAGUAUAAUCAAGAGGGGAAAUUUUUAAUACUAGUUCAGUAAGACUUCUCCCCUUAUUAAUCAGUAGAAAUUAUCAUCGUAGAAGAAACCUGUGAAUGAAAAGAAUAGGCAAAAGCCUUCCACAGUUGUGUAGCCUUUAUUUAACAUCAAAUAAUUACAGUGAAGAGGACACCAGGAAUCCUACUUGAGCAACAUGAACGUAGGGAAUGAGACAUCUUUUUGUAAGAGAUCUCAACUAUUUGUGGAUCAGAGUGCAUUGUUAAGGGAAAAACUUUAUCCUAGGAAAAGUGUUUCAACUAGAAAUCCGCUGUUUUGCAUCAAGCUGGAAUAUUGGAUGGAAGCUUUACAAUAACAUUUUGUGCAUCAUUAUGGAAACACAGAUUGUGCUAUUAUAAGGGGAGGGUCUGGGUGCCCUUUAAGGAAUAGAAUAUGGAAUACUAAACCUGAAUUUAAGGAAAAAAAAAAGUGUUGAAUGGGAUAUCUACUGUUGAUUGAGAUUAACCUUAGAAAAGAUUAGUAAAUGAGAUUACUAAUGAUGGAAAGGUAUUGCCCAUAAGUAUGAGACUGAUGUUGUUGGAACAAAAGGUGAUACUUAAUAACCCACUGUGUCAGUGACCAUGGUUUACUCAUUACUGCAUUGUUGGACAAUUAGUUUGUAAUCUGUUUUAGGCAGUCACUGUAAGUUAUAAUUAUGGAUACUGAGUCAAUAUACAUAACAAAAAAAGGAAUAAAAAGGACACAAAAUUGUAUAUACAUAUCUACUAUAACAUCUAAAAAGUGUAUAUGCAUAACGACUGGAAAGACCCAUGGAUAAAUUAACCCAGUUAAGGUUUUUUUUUAAGUUUUACAAACACAUACAGCACUUAUCACGUGCUAAACUUUGUUUUAAAUACUUUUCAAAUAUUAACUUGUUCAGUCCCCUUAAUUCUAUGAGAUAGGUACUAUUAUCCCAGUUUUACAAAGGGAGAAACUGAGGCAGAAAUCAUCAGAAACCUACCUAAGGACACACAGCUAGUUAGGAAUAGAAAGAUUGUUUGGCUCCAGAGAUUGUUUUAACCACUGUGUUGCACUGCCUCUGCAGUGAUUUUUUUUCCCCUAAUGUUUUUUUUUUUUUAAUUUUGUCCAGUGUUCUUAUAGUAGAUAUUUGAUAAUAAAAAUCAAAUUCCUAAACAAUGAGAAGUAAAGUUACCUGGCUUUCUACCUUGUGGGAUUUCGGGUACCAUGAGAGCAAACCUCCCUUUGGAAUACGAAGUCUGGAUUGGACAUUCAGAAUCAGUGCAUUUUCUGGGCCCUGGGUUCCCUAGAAUUUCACCACCUAUGACCCUGAAGAUUACAGCAGAGCAGGGGCUGGAGGACUCACUGGAGGUUUGGGCAAGUCAGAGGAAAUGCCCCUUGAUGGGUUUAGAAUGCCCUUCAUGAGGCAGAGGGCAAGAGACACAUCUGCACAUGAGAGCACCAUUUCUCAAGGUCUCCGUAGAAUUCAAUGUUUAUAUUUUCUUUAUCUUCUCCAGAUGAAGAGAUUACUUGAUAGUAAGGAAGAUUCAGAAGGAAAGGGAGCUAAUCAGUCAUAAAAUGAGGAAGUUUCUCUGAGUGCUCAGAGUGGAAAGGGGGCAAGAUGACUAGGAGGACUUGGGUGGCAUUUCUUCGGUUCACAAAUAUUUCCCUAAGGUAGGGCUAUAAUUAGGGGCCAGCAGUCCUUCCUGGAUGGGUUUCAAGGGCAUUGGUUAGAAAUCCAGGGUACAGAAGGUUCAUCUAGUUCUCGAGGGGUCCAUGACUCUCCAGUGGUUGAGAAAAAGUGGCCUGCUGGUAUGGUGGGACUCUGUGCUCACUGUCAAACUCCUGUAGCUGGCGCUUCCAUAGGUAUGUAACAGUGACCCUACCUUAAUGUAUAGGGGUUGCCCAGUAAAGGUUGCAGGGGUAAAUUAAUUGGAUUUUUUGUAUGAUUUGUGCAGAGAUCCUUGGAGAGAAUAGAGGCAGCACUAUUAACCUCUGUAAGAGACAGCAGCCUAACGCAUCAAGAGGUGUACUGCCAAUAUAUGGGUAUUGUAUUCUAAUACCCAAAGUAAUAUACUUUGAACCCAGAUUUUCUGAUUUAGGGACUACAAAGGAUUUUGUAAGUUAUACACAAAUAUUCCACAAGCAUCCUGGCAAGUUCUGUAACUGUACCACCAAGCUUAGUAUCUUUUAAAAAAUAUUUCUAAAAGGGCCUCCUGGACUUUUAAAGUGUCCUUCUAAAAGGGUCCCAGACUUCUGCUUCCUCCUAGAAGGAUUCCCUACCUCCCUACCACCUAUUACACAACCUUAUGUAUGCCCAGGGCUCCCAGGUCCCCUCUUACCUCCCUAUUCUAACCCACAUCUAACUCAGUUCAUUGCCCUUUUGAUCCCCACGCUCCACUCUUCCCCAACUCUGAAACCUGCUGGGCCCAGUUGGAACUCUCCAUUCAGCCAUCUUCUGCUGUGACUGAAACUUGGGUUUCCCCUCUGCACAGUACCUUUUCUUACGAUCCUUGCAGGGAGUGGCUGCUUUGUCUUCCACUCUUCUUCAUUUGUUGCUUCUAGAUUGUUUCCCCUCCCUUCUCUCUAAAACUGAGUUCUGACUCUUGGGACACCAAACUGUCAUAUCACUCCUGCUUCCCUCUGUUGCAGUCACCUUAUGAAUGGUUCACUCUUCCCAUCCGUAAAGAUUUCAGCUCUUGCUGUAUUGCAUCUAAAACCACCCGCAUCGUAAUACUUCCUGAUUUUAUUGUCCAGGUAGAUGAUCUUCCUGUGUCCUGACCUCACAGUUCUUUGACCUGUCUGCUCACGGUUUUGUCACCCACCCUGCAACAGACAGUCACUCCCAUUGUCAUCCCUAGGACCAUUCCAUUACCAGUGACUGGAACCUCCCCACCAUCGGUUUCAAGUGUCUUUUCUUAAGCUAGUUGGCUGUUUAGUACCAAGAUUCCAACAGUCCCUUCACUGAAUCUUCCCUUACGCUUGUUCCCAGCAGAAGACUUUGCUUCCUGUUUCCCUGAGUGAUAGAAGCCAGCAGAGGCCUUGCAUGACAUCUGUCCACCUUCUCUACCCACUUUCCAUAAUUUCCGUGCCUUCCCACUUGUGCGUGUAUAUGAACUGACUGGGUUGGCACCAGAGCCUGUCCCAUGUCCACUACUCCAAGACAUCGCUCCAGCAAGUUUCCCGUAUCUCUUGUAUCCUCAGGUUUUCUAUAUAUACUGGAUUAUCCCCAUGGACAUGUAAACAUACUUAAAAAAAACAAAACAAAAAAUCCUCUGGC
Messenger RNA from Orcinus orca (killer whale), 6632 nucleotides. RefSeq names its product zinc finger protein 606 (gene ZNF606). Gene Ontology annotation, biological process: regulation of transcription by RNA polymerase II. Lineage: Eukaryota; Metazoa; Chordata; Mammalia; Artiodactyla; Delphinidae. The record is from RefSeq and is a predicted model, not a curated record. The coding region runs from base 915 to 3305 and encodes 796 amino acids. The transcript is spliced from 8 exons. Gene Ontology annotation, molecular function: RNA polymerase II transcription regulatory region sequence-specific DNA binding; DNA-binding transcription factor activity, RNA polymerase II-specific. Gene Ontology annotation, cellular component: nucleus.